UUCUAACAUUAGUGGGGCAGCUUGAGGACCCUGUUUUUUAGGCUGUGUAGUCCAGAGAAGAGAAAGACCUUAGCUUCCCUCGGUCUCUUUUGCCUCUUCCAUCAUUAAGGGAGGGAAGUUUAUAAAAUCUCUACUUCUCUCUCUACAUUCUAUUUCUGGCGCCAUUUCAAGCAAACCCGUCUUUGUUUCAAACUUUUUUUGGGGGGUGGGGGGCUUCUUCUCUCCAGCUUCCCAACUCCUAACUUUCUGUUCCUUUAAGAAGAGCCUCUUUUGGGUUUGCCACUUUCAAGAAACACAUGGAAGAAAAGUUGAGCACGAUGUCCAUGUCACUAGGCAACUCUGACACUAACUCACCUCAUCUGCCACUGGGUAGCUUGGUGUUAUCUCAAGUCAUGAACAUGGACUUGGAGAGAAACCUCGAUAAUGCAGCAACAGGCGAGGGAGCCACAAUAAGUACCACAGCAACAGCAGUUCCAGGACCAAGUGGAGGUGGGGUUGAUUCUUUAGGAAAGAAAAGGAGAGGGAGGCCAAGAAAAUAUGAUGCAGAUGGGAACCUUAGGUUACCAUAUAAAUUAGUGACGACUUCUCCUACUGACUUCUCCUCUUCCAAGAGAGGUAGAGGCAGGCCCCCUGCUUCUUCCAACUGCCACCUUCUAGCUUCUAUAGUUGAGUUGUUUGCUAGCACAGCUGGAGGGGACUUUACGCCACAUGUGGUCACAGUUAACCCUGGGGAGGAUGUUGCAGGCAAAAUUCUUUCAUUUUCUCAAAAGGGACCUCGUGGGAUUUGUGUUCUGUCAGCAAAUGGAGCUGUUUCCACUGUUUGUAUUCGACAACCUGGUUCAUCUGGUGGUAUUUUAACAUACGAGGGUCGGUUUGAGAUAUUGUCCUUAACUGGGUCAUUUACAGACAGUGACCGUGGUGGUGGAAAAAGUAAAACUGGUGGGUUAAGUGUUUCAUUGGCCGGACCAGAUGGUCGUGUAAUUGGCGGUGGACUUGCUGGUUCCUUGGUGGCUGCUAGCCCUAUACAAGUUGUGGUAGGAAGCUUCAUGCCAAACGGUUACAAAGUGCAUAAAAAGAAGUAUCAAGCUGAGCACACGGUGGGUACUGCGCCUUCAGCCACGGCGACAGCCGCAAGGCCAAUCUCACAAGCGGAACCUGAUGGUGAUCUCAAGUUCUGCAUGACACCCACAUCCCCAUUUCGAAAGGAAAGCAAUGGGGAACCAAAUCAUACCACAAUGGAUAAACAUACAAAUGUUGGAUCCUCUCAUGCUGUCAGUUGGAAUGGCUUGGAACUCACAUCAAUCCAUCGGCCAUACCCUGAUAUAAACGUGUCCCUGACAAGUGAAUAGGGAUCAUUUUUAUGUAUUACCAAUUUCACUUCUACUUUGAACCCUUCUAUUUUUCUUCAUUUCGUGUUCAACCUUUUAGAAACUAAUUUUAUUCAAAUUAUUAGGCUUAAUUAGCAAUUUGACCUUUGAAAUA
Messenger RNA from Gossypium raimondii (Peruvian cotton), 1482 nucleotides. Its product is annotated as AT-hook motif nuclear-localized protein 1. The record is from RefSeq and is a predicted model, not a curated record. Gene Ontology annotation, molecular function: minor groove of adenine-thymine-rich DNA binding. The transcript has 5 exons. The coding region runs from base 297 to 1349 and encodes 350 amino acids. NCBI's taxonomy places the organism in Eukaryota, Viridiplantae, Streptophyta, Magnoliopsida, Malvales, Malvaceae.